AGGGACUGAUCACCAGAGGUGCAACAACAACCAUGAAGGAGUCUAAGUGGAAUGCACCACAGAUUUUACCUUUAACAGAUGAUGUCAAAUGCUUGGAUCGCCAUAUGGAGACUGUUAAAAGCAGUGCUGAAAGAAUGCUGAGGUUGACUCCAACUCCAUACAGCUAUGCAAUGCUUGCCAAAGUGACACUUGCUCAAGUGAUCAUUUUUAACAGAAGAAGAGAAGGAGAGGUAUCAAGAAUGGAGGUGUCCACCUUUAAAGACAGAAAAAAGUCAGAAAUCAAUAUGGACAUGGCUGCUUGUCUGACCUCACUUGAGAAAAAAAUGUGUGAUUUCUUCACCAGAGUAGAAAUCCGUGGAAAACGAGGGAGAGGAGUUCCUAUUCUCCUGAAACCAUCAAUGGUCUCUGCAAUGGAGCUCCUUGUGGAAACUCGUGAAUCUUGUGGCGUCCCCAAAGAGAACAUUUACAUGUUUGCUAGACCAGGAGCUUUAUCUGCCUAUCGAGGAAGAGACUGUAUCCAAAUGUUUGCAAAGGAGAGUGGAGCAAAACACCCUGAAAUCUUAACAUCAACAAGGCUCCGAAAACAUAUAGCAACAAUGUCUCAGGUGCUUAAUCUUCAAGAAAAUGAAGCAGAUCAACUAGCAGACUUUCUGGGUCAUGACAUACGUGUGCACAGGCAGUAUUACCGUUUGCCUCAGGGAACACUUCAGCUUGCUAAGAUGAGCAAAUUGCUUUUGGCACUGGAGAAUGGAACUGUUUCACAUUAUAAAGGCCAAACACUUGAUGAUAUUGAAAUUUACCCUGAAGAAAAAGUUGAUCUGGGAAAUUCAGAUGGCUCAAGCGAUGAGAGUGAGCCUCUUCAAUCAGCUCUGGAGGCAAUAAAAACACCAGAGAAUGAGACAAUGGAUCAGGGUGGAGACAGAGGGCCAUGGACUUCUUCAUCUCCAGGGACGUCUUCAUCUCCAAGGACUUCUUUCAGUCCUCCUUUGAAAAAGGGCAACCGAGUUAACGCCAAAUGUAAGUGGGAAGCUCAUGAGGUACGUGCAGUUGAAAGACACAUGAUGCGUUUCAUCAACACAUGCAAGGUGCCUCAGAAGCUGGACUGCAUUCAAUGCAUCAAUGCAGAACCCUAUGCACUGAAAGACAGAAACUGGACUGGAGUGAAAAAUUAUGUUAGAAAUCGCAUUACUGCCUUAAAAAGAAAAGCUUGUGCAAAGGACUGAGGGCUGUCUGUUUGUGAUUUCAGUGAGUUAAAAUUUCCUGUUUCUCUGGUAAAAUGGUUCUGAAGAUGUUUUGAAGACGUUGCACUCCAAAAAUUUCAGGUUCAGUAAUUUUGUUACCUAAGACCUUUUCUCAUUCUGAGAGGAAAAAACAAAUCUUUUCAAGUUGACAUUUUGUUCUUAACAUGGUUUUCAUUGUGUCCACUUCACACUGUACGAAAUGUAUUUGGAAUCAAAGUUUUUUACAUUUGCGGUUAGAAGCACUUAAUGAAUUGUGCAGAUAUUUUGCUGUUUCUUUGUUGCUGCAAGUUCCUGUGUAUACAUGAAGUGCAUGUAAAUUGCUAAAAACAACACGGUAGGAAUAAAAGAAGCAGAAUAUUUAAAUGUUUCUGUGGUACAAUUAGUUGUGAUUUCUUUCAUAAUAAGUACGGUAAUGACCUGACUUUGAAGUUCUGGCAAAUCCAUUGGAUUCUGUCAAGUUAGCAGACCUAAUUGCAAUGAAUAUUGUUAGGUUGGGUUUUAACAUUGUGACAUUGAGCA
Molecule: messenger RNA, 1760 nt
Organism: Oreochromis aureus
Lineage: Eukaryota; Metazoa; Chordata; Actinopteri; Cichliformes; Cichlidae
Exons: 3
Coding region: 33-1223 (396 amino acids)
Source: RefSeq, a predicted model, not a curated record